AUGCCUUCAAACGUGAAAACAAGCUUUCAAAUUGCCAAAGACGAACUUCUUCGUUGCUUGGUAAAUCAAUUUAGAACUCUUCAUAUAAAUCAUCAGAUAUCUUGGGUGAUUAUCGCAAAAGAAAUGCAAACUCGUACAUCUAAACAAUGUCGAGAAAGAUGGUUGAAUCACCUAGAUGAUUCAAUCGACAAAUCUCCGCUAACCGAAAACGAGGAGAAAUGUAUUCGACAAACGAGGCAACAUCAACCUAACCUGACUUAUGUUCAAAUCGCAAAAAUGCUUCCUGGACGUACCCCAUUAAUUGUUAAAAAUUUUAUUUACCGAGAAAGAUUUAAAACGAAAAGUUCUACCUUACGAAUUCAACGAAAGAUGUCCAUCAAUUUUAUUAGAUAA
Molecule: messenger RNA, 393 nt
Organism: Funneliformis mosseae
Lineage: Eukaryota; Fungi; Glomeromycota; Glomeromycetes; Glomerales; Glomeraceae
Source: the annotation of a GenBank genome assembly